Podarcis lilfordi (Lilford's wall lizard) is the source of this 11909-nucleotide messenger RNA. The record is from the annotation of a GenBank genome assembly. NCBI's taxonomy places the organism in Eukaryota, Metazoa, Chordata, Lepidosauria, Squamata, Lacertidae.
AAAUAGCUGUUAUUUCUCUGUCAGCUGAAACACACUCAGUGACUUUUACUGCAUUUUUUUAACUGCACAAAUCCCUUCCACUCCCCCCACCCACACCUUUUUUUUGUUUGUUUUACACUUCUUUUAUACCACAGGUCAAGCAGGGAGUGUGCCAAUAUUUUACGGGGAUAGUAAAGCGUUCAGCGCUGAGGAAACAGAACCAUUCUGCAGAAAGGACUUGCUGGUGGUUAAGCAGGCAUCUCUGCUCUCUCUUUCAGGAACAGACAGCUGGAAUAGUUGGAGCUGGUAAGUGAGCAACAGCGGAUGGAUGGGGAAGCGGGGCAGGAAUUCCCUCUCCAAACCUUUUGCCUUGGGAAUGGAUGGGAAAUGUUAGAGAGGGCUUGCUGGAGAGUAUAGGAAGUCCCUCUCCCCCCCUUAUUCAUUUACAGUGGUACCUUGGUUAAGAACUUAAUUCGUGCUGGAGCUGGAGGUUCUGAACCUGAAACUGUUCUUAACCUGAAGCACCACUUUAGCUAAUGGGGCCUCCUGCCGCGCCGCUGGAGCACAAUUUCUGUUCUCAUCCUGAAGCAAAGUUCUUAACCUGAAGCACUAUUUCUGGGUUAGCGGAGUCUGUAACCUGAAGCAUCUGUAACCCGAGGUACCACUGUAUUAUUAUAUUUGCAUCACACCUUAGUGCACAGUUAAACUGUGGAACUCCCUCCCAACUUGGAUGGCUUUAAAAGAGUAUUGGACAAAUUUGUGGAGAGGGCUAUCAAUGGCUAAUAGACUAGAUGAUGCCUUGCUCUGCCUCCAUAGUUGGAAGCAGCAACGCUUCCGAAUGCCAGUUGCUGGGAGCCACAGUGGUAGAGAGCUGCUUUCGUGUUCAGAUUCUGCCUGUGGGCAUCCCUUUGGGGCAUCUGGUCAGCCACCGUGAGUGUAAGGAGGUCCUACACACGAGUAGGAGUCCGGUAGAGACACAUGCCCGACUGGCAAAUUCUCUCCCUCCUGGUUGGUCGUUCGGGAGAUUCAAAAUCUUUCUCCAGCCCAAACAUCACAGCAAAUAGUACCUAAGUGUGGAAUGAUACUCCAAGUGUGUGUAUGUAAAUACAGUGGUACCUCGGGUUACAGACGCUUCAGGUUACAGACACUUCAGGUUACAGACUCUGCCAUAGCUGUCAACGUUUCCCUUUUUUAAAGGGAAAUUCCCUUAUUCCAAAUAGGAUUCCUCACAAAAAAAGGGAAAAGUUGACAGCUAUGGAUUCUGCUAACCCAGAAAUAGUACCUCGGGUUAAGAACUUUGCUUCAGGAUGAGAACAGAAAUCGCGCGGCCGCGGCGCAGCAGCAGCAGCGGGAGGCCCCAUUAGUUAAAGUGGUACUUCAGGUUAAGAACAGUUUCAGGUUAAAAAUGGACCUCCAGAACGAAUUAAGUUCUUAAUCCGAGGUACCACUGUAAAUGUACUUUAGCCAAAUUGCUGCGCUAUUGAGUCUGAACGCUGACUGCCUAUACUCUGCUGAUCCUGAAGUGUGCUGAUGCACCUUAGGUAUCAGUCGCUGCGAUGUUCAGGCUGGAGAAAGAUUUUUAAUCUCCCGAACGACCGACCAGGAGGGAGAGAACAUGCCAGUCGGGCAUGUGUCUCUGCUGGACUCCUACUCGUGUGUAGGACCUCCUGACAGUGAGAUGAUGAACUAGAUAUGCCUUUCGCUUGAGGCAGCAGGCUCUUCUUAUGUUCUUAGGAAUUCAUGUAGUGAUGGCCAUCAACCUUAAAAGGGGAUCGGAGAAAUCCAUGAAAGAUAAGGCGAUCAGUGACUGCUAUCCAUGAUGGCAAUGUUCUGCCUCCUCUUUUGGAGGCAGCAUGUCUCUGAGUACAAGCUGCUGGCAAUGGCAAGCAUGGAGAGCAAGUGAGGCCAGUGGCAGUUCUUGCAGUCUCAAAUUUCAGUGGUGCCCUGUGGGACACUGAAAUUUGGCGCUCUACCGCCUUGUGCCAUUGUAAAUCAGAGCUGCAAUGUUGCUGAGGCUCUGUGCCUGGUGCGACCAAACCAGUGGCGCUCCCCUAAGCCUUCCUCCACAGCUUCAAUGUGCAUGUGUGAAUCUGAUAGCCUUGGGAAGUGUAGUUCAGUGACAGAGACCCUGCUUUUUUAUGCAGAAGGUCUCCAGUUCAUUCCAUGAUGGCACCUCCAAGUAGAAUUGGGACUGUCCCCUGCCUGAAACCCUGGAGAGCUGCUGCCAGUCAGGGUUGACAAUCCUGAGCCAGGUGGAGCAGCGGUCUGGCUCCGUAUAAGACAGAAACAUGAGGACUGGAAUCUUGAUUUUCAUUUAGGGGAAGGGCUGCAGCAGGCAGAGCCUCUGCUUUGCGGGCAGCAGGUAGCAGCUUUAAUAGCUGCUAAUGGCAUCUGGGACGCGGGUGGCACUGUGGGUUAAACCACAGAGCCUAGGACUUGCCGAUCAGAAGGUCGGCAGUUCGAAUCCCCGUGACGGGGUGAGCUCCCGUUGCUCAGUCCCUGCUCCUGCCAACCUAGCAGUUCGAAAGCACGUCAAAGUGCAAGUAGAUAAAUAGGUACCACUCCAGCGGGAAGGUAAACGGUGUUUCCGUGCGCUGCUCUGGUUCGCCAGAAACGGCUUAGUCAUGCUAACCACAUGACCCGGAAGCUGUCUGCGGUCAAACGUAGGCUCCCUCGGCCAAUAAAGUGAGAUGAGCGCCGCAACCCCAGAGUCGGCCACGACUGGACCUAAUGGCAUCUCCAGGUAGGAAUGUCCCCUGCCUGAAACCCCCGUAUCUUCCUAUCAAUGCAGACAAUCCUGAGCUCAGUGAAUCAAGGGGCUGACAUGAUAGAAAGCAACUCCUCUUGCUCAUUUCCCAAAACUCUGGCUUGGCUGCUCUGAAGAAACGGAAUGCAGGGCCAGAUGGACCUUGGCCUUAUCAAUGGAGGCAAUUGUUGUGCCCUUUUAUUAAGAGGAGGGUGACUAAGUUUCCCUCUCCCUUGCAGAAGGCCAGCUCUCCUGUGUGGUGGGAGCCAGAGAGGGAACAAUGGGGAUGCAGCCUUGCCAAGUCCUUGCCCCGAGUCCAGAACAGAGCGCCCCAUGGGAACGGCACAUACAGUGGCAUUUGGAUUUAAGUCUUCAUUGUGUCACAUACCAGGGUCAACCUCCGUUCAGCUGACCUGGGAGGGCUCACCAGGUGCUGGCUGGUCACCAAAGCCUGGCUCUUGUCUUCCAGAUUUGCCCAGGCAUGACAGACGUGGAAUUUGGCCGGAUGUCCGUCAAGGAGCUGGAGCUGGAUGGCAAAAGCAGCCCCCCGCAGCCCCACUGGUUUGAGCAGUACGUCCAGCCUUGCAUCGGAGAGCUGGUGGGGUCGGCCUUCUUCAUCUUCAUUGGCUGUGCAUCGGUCAUCGAGAACACGGAUGGCACCGGGAGGCUGCAGCCGGCGUUGGCACAUGGACUGGCCUUGGGGCUCACCAUUGCGGUUUUGGGGAACAUCAGGUGAAGGAAAGAGGGGAGGUGGACUUGCAGCAGGGGCAGAGGGGCAGGAACAGGACUCUUGGGUUCUCUCAGUUCCCAGGGAAGGUGGCUGUUCCUGCAAAGGCUUCUGGGAGUUUUUGCAAGGCUUAGGCAUCUCCAGCCAGAUCUUUUUUGGGGUGGGGUGGGGAGGGAUGGAUGGAUGGAUCUGUCAAUUUCUGUUUCUCCUUUUUCCAAUCUUAACGUCAGUUCUCCACAUUUCCUUAUCAGUUUGCAAUUUAAAAAGGAAACCUCAUGACAAUUCAUCAGCAUUUUAGGGCAAAUCUAUUCGAAUAUGCACAUAUUUGCCUGCAAUUUUGCCUAAUGGAAAAGUGAUUUCCUGUCAUAUAAUGCAUUUUUCAUGUCACUUUCAGUCGUGCAUUUCUGAACACACAUUGUUAGGCUGGAGAAAUGCAUUGCAAAAUCCAGAGAAGGGUAAAAAUUUUGAAGAGUCGCUGUGCUUCUGUUCAUAUAAUGUUUCACAAAGUGAGAAUUAGGUGGCUUCACCCUUAAAUGUGAGCUGAACUGAAUGUCUGGCCCCUGUGGAAACCUGAGCCUGCCAGUGAGAGGACAGUUCUGUUCUUACUUCUAUGUCCUGAGAUGGCAGCAGGAAUGGCGUUCCUCCUUUCCCCCUGCCAGGCGAAGUUUAACUGAAAGGGGCCAAGAGAGAUCUCUCAGGGGGUUGUAGACCCUGAUGUGGGAAGCCAUCCUUCAGCAAGCAGCUUCUGGCAGUGGGAUGGAAGGAAAGCGGGGGUAGACGUCCAAUCGGGAUCUCCUGGCAUAUCUCUGGGUGAUUCUCAGUAGAUCCGUCAUGAACACAGGAACAUAGAAAGCCAUCACUGAACAGCAGCAGCAACAAAAUAAAUUUCUCCCUACCUGAAUGAGGCAGCUAAAAUGAAGAAAGUGAGAGGGAGAGCGGACUUUUGUGUGAAAGCUCUGUGAACUCAAGACAGUUCCGACACUGAAAGGAUAUCCUUAGAAUAUCCAGAAUGUGCUCAGAGACAUCCUUUUUUUAAAAGAAGAAGAUGCUCAACCCUGCCUCCAAGGUCUUAAGCAGAAAGGAGAGGAAGUGUUGCCUAUCAGGCAACCUUGAGAUGGUUGGGUACCAAUGAAUCCCAAUAGGAGGCCAGGAGCUAAUUUGGAAGGGUCUGUGGUCACCUCUGAAUCUGAUUGAGGUGAGGCUGCGUUCUGGAAUGGGGACAGCCAUAUUCCAAAUGUCUCCAAUUCGAACUCCAGCUCCCCAGCUGGAAUGGCAGUAGGGUGACUGGCCCAAAAAGGGUUAAUCUUUUUGCCUCUUGACACAAGGGACAUUUGCCCUUAAAACUUUGCUCUCCUUGAUUAAUGGAGUAAACAAGUCCCUUUCAAUCAGGACGUAGGGCUGCCAUAUGUCCGGAUUUUCUUGGACAUGACCAGGAUUUCAAAGGCAGAAUUGACAUCUGGGGGGAAUUUUUUGAAAGGUGGCAUUUUGUCCUGGAUCUUAGGCAAGUCAAUAAAAGGAAAUAAAUCACUUUUUUGGCAUUUUGGGGGGAAAAACCUGCUCAAUAACUUUGGGGUUUGUCUUAAAAAAAGCUCAAUCAUUUUCAGGUCCCCACCCCAAAAAGCUUUUACUUUUUGAAAUAUGGCAAUCCUAAACCCUAGUCACCUGUAGUUUACGAUCUGUUUCUCCCUCCCUCUUUAUCUGCUUGUCGGUAACAUCAGUGCAGAAGGGACUUAGUGCAGAAGUGAUUCUUGGGCCUCACAACAGGGGAGGUGAAAGCUCAGGUUAUAAACUGUUUAUGUCCUCUCAGAAGUAACUGCUGGUAAUGAUAACGUUAUGUGCAGAGUGCACUGUGAUCUUGGAGCAGCAAAGGUUGUGUGUGUCCAUUGGGCCCCUCUCAGCACAUAUUCUAGCCUGUGAAUGUCCUUCUUAAACUGUGGUGCCCAGAGCUAGAUGCAGGACUUCAAAUGGGGUCUGACCAAGUCAGAAUAGAGUGGUACUAUUACUUCCCUUGAUCUGGACACCAAAUAUAUUUGCAUGCAGCAUGAGAUAUUUUUGCUGCAGCAACAGACUGGUAAGCUUGUUGUCUACUAAGAUCCCUAGGUCUUUCCCCCCUCUCCUAUAUUUGUGCAUCUGUCUGUGCAGUAGGAUAGAGUACACCAGGGGUCAGCAAACGUUUCCAGCAGGGGGCCAGUCCACUGUCCCUAAGACCUUGUGGGGGGCCGGACUAUAUUUUGAAAAAAAAUUAUGAACAAAUUCCUAUGCCCCACAAAUAACCUAGAGAUGCAUUUUAAAUAAAAGGACACAUUCUACUCAUGUAAAAACACACUGAUUCCCAGACCAUCUGCAGGCCAGACUGAGAAGGUGAUUGGGCUGGAUUAGGCCCCCGGGCCUUAAUUUGCCUACCCAUGUACUACCCUAUUCCUUCCCAGGAGCCCUCUAACAAUGCUCUCUCUCCUCUCCUCCCUACAGUGGUGGCCAUUAUAACCCUGCGGUCUCCCUCGGGGCCUGGCUCGUGGGUGGGCUGAACAUGGUGAUGGUCAUUCCUUACUGGAUCUCCCAGUUGUGCGGUGGGCUCAUCGGAGCCGGACUGGCCAAGGUAUGAUCGGUGAUGGGGCUGGAUAGGGGAGGGGGAAGGACAGCAUCUGUCAAUGGGCAUGUGUGAAGGUUUGCUUCUUGGGAUGGCAUGGCAUUGCCAUAAUCAGAGGCAGCAGUGGAUGGCAGGUCUCUGUUGUUCUCCCAAGCAUGCCCCUCUGAAAAAUACCCAAAGAACAUCAAUUAUGAUAUCUGUUAAUGCAGCAGGAGCUGCUUAGUGCUUAGUAUGUGCUUAGGACUCACAGCUAAGGAUGGCAGGACCCUUCAGUUUUCCUUCUCCCACUUUCUCAUUUUCCCAGUCUGAAGUUCCGUUUUCCAGAUUUCUGCAGCAAUUUGUGAAUUAUUUUUUUUAAGAAAAAUUGUCAUGAAAAUGCAUCAGCAAUUGCUUGCAGAUUUCUCCUAAUAUACACAUUUUCAAUGCAGUUUUGACACACAUUUUUGCAAGUAGUAUAAUGCAUGCUUUUGUAUGUUAUUUUCAACAGUGUAUUAGCUUCUGUGCAUACUUUCCCCUAAUGUGUGCAGUUUUGUAGGGUUGCCAUAUCUUGAAGAGCAAAAAAGAGGACAGCCUGAGCUGCUGCCAGCCUGAGCUGGAGAAUGAGGUACAGGGGUGCAGGUGCACGGGGCUGCUGCUGUGCCUACAUGCCUAUUUCCCCAGCUCGGGCAGGCAGCAGCCAUGGCAUGCAGAGCAGCCUGCGCCCAAGUCCAAGCCCAAGCCAAUGCCACCCGCACCCAAGUUGCCUGUGCCUUUACCAGCGCCCACACCCGCCCCAAGUCCGUGCCACCUGAGACCCGACCAAAACAAUACAAAAUUUUUAAAAAACAAAAAACCCAAAUCCCAGACAUUUCCUUUCAUAUGUGAAAAUCCCCCUCCCCAAGAUGGUCAUAUUGGCCCCCCAAAAGAGGGCAUGUCAGGGAUUUCCCAGAUGUAUGGCAACCCUAAGUUUUGCAAACAUCAGUUGUAUGGAGAACAGCAUUUGGAUCGGUGCAGAUUUGGAAAGAUGGUUCUGUAUUUCAUUUCUCGUGUUGUUUGCUCCACUGUCAAAGGACUUCCAGUGGCAACAGUAUGAAAAACAACCAAGUGGUCUUAGAGACGGAGACCAUGCCAUACAGGAUGGGACUAAAAUGUGGGUGGGUGGGUGAGGGGAACCCAAUAUGUCCACACCUACUUUUGUAUCCCUUGUGCAUCUGAAAUUAAAUUUGGAAGCCUCUAAAUCUGUUGCAGGUGAUGACCGUCUGGGAAAGGUAUGACAAUGCCACUGGGGCGGCGUUCACCUCCAUCACCUCGGACGACCAAAUCCCCGCAGCUCUGGUGGGUGAGAUUGUGAUGACCAUGUUCCUGGUCAUGACGGUCUGCAUGGGGGCCAUCAACGAGAAGACCAAGACCCCCCUGGCUCCUUUCUGUAUCGGCUUCACCGUGACGGCGGACAUCCUCGCAGGGUGAGUUUGGCUGGCAUUCCUGCAAAAGUCCAUGGUGGGUCAAGAUGGGGGAGGGGAAAUGUAACUGGCCGGUUGACAUUGUCUACUUUGUGCUCUCUGUCUGAGGAAGGGGCUCAUGGCAGAAAGACAGGGCAAUUGCUUUGAGUCAAGUGGGGUGCCAGGUAGGGCUGGAAGUCUUCUUCGUUUGGUCCCUAUUAGAAAGGGAGCUGAUGUAAUUCACCCCUCCCAGACUAAUACACGGACUGGAACGUAAUUAUCCUUUGGAUUUCACAAUACUCUGAAUUUUCAGAUGCAAUUCUCCUCUCAGAAGAACAUACCAAAAUGCAUUUGUUUUUAUAAAAAAGCAUCAGCUUGAUUCAUCACUGAAAUACAGUGGUACCUUGGGUUACAGACGCUUCAGGUUACAGAUGCUUCAAGUUACAGACUCCGCUAACCCAGAAAUAUUACCUCAGGUUAAGAACUUUGCUUCAGGAUGAGAACAGAAAUCGUGCAGUGGUGGCGCGGCGACAGCGAGAGGCCCCAUUAGCUAAAGUGAUGCUUCAGGUUAAGAACAGUUUCAGGUUAAGAACGGACCUCCAGAACGAAUUAAGUUCUUAACCCAAGGUACCACUGUAUUGGCUUGAGAAUAAGCUGUAAGGUGUAUUUGGAUAGAUGCAGCCCUUUGUUUCCUCAACCUGCAUUUCAAUGCUCACAUUCCUUGCAAAGACACUUAGAGUUGGAUCCCAGGGAGCUGUUCCUGGCUGAUAAUGCGGAAAGCUAUCAGCAAGGGCUAUGUUCUCCCUCCACUGUCAGAGGCAGGAUUCUGCUCAGUCCUAGUUGCUGGGACUUGCACUCUGGCCCUGCUUACGGGCUUCCCAUUGGGGCAUCUGCUUGGCCACUGUAAGAAUGGGAUGCUGGACUAGAUUCCUCCCCCAGUUUGAUCCAGCAGCCAGGCUCUUCUUAUGGAACCUCCAGGUCCAGAGGCAGUCUACCUUGAUUCUGAGGUUCUUAGGAGUAUUUGGCCACUGUGAAAGCAGAAGGAGACGGGACUGUUUUGGCUGAUCCACCAGGGCUCCUUACGCACUUUUGUGCUCUCAAGCCAGCCUCAGUGCUGACAUCACAUGCUCAGUGCCAGUGUCCUUCAUUCGAAUCCUGACAGCCAGCAGCAGAUUGCCUGUUGGGUCUCCUUGCCUUGCUUGCAUCCGCUAACCAGAACGGACAGUUAUCAAGGCAAAAAAAGGUUAUUCAGCCACCAGCCCUGCUCCCCACCUUUAGUGAGAGAUGAGGCUUUUGCUUAAACACUGAGAAGGGCUUCAGACACCAGGAUUGAUCUGUCGCUGACAGAUGGGUGUAGGGAUAAAAUCCUGCGGUUUCCCUUUCACAUACGGUUGUCGGCAAAUGGUAAGGAGCUCUCACACCCGGCUCUGAAAUGUGCCCCCCUCUUGGGAAACGGCAGCUCUGCUUUCACGGAGGCUUUGGGAUAUAUUAUGGGAUGUUUGCUCAGCAUUGACCUUUGAUACACGGCUGCUCCUUUUCUUUGCCCGCCAUGCAGGGGAGGUGUUUCAGGAGGCUGCAUGAACCCAGCCAGAGCGUUUGGUCCUGCACUGGUCGCCAACUACUGGGACUACCACUGGGUGUACUGGGUCGGUCCUAUGGUGGCCGGACUCCUUGUUGGUGCAUUGAUAAGGUAGGUAGAUGGGGGGGGUGUUUCCACUUCCCAAAGUGAGGGGGGAGGUGGUAAUGUGAGUGGAUGGAAAGCUCUUUUUGUGGGUUGAGAUAGGAGUGCAAGUCUUUAAUAAUGAUGAUGAUAAUAAUAAUAAUAAUAAUAAUAAUAAUAAUAAUAAUAGCAUUUAUAUCCCACCUUCCCCCCCCCCCAAGGAGCUCAUGGUUCUCCCCCUCCUCAUUUAAUCCUCACCACAACCCUGUGAGGUAGGCUAGGCUGAGGGGCGGUGACUGGCCCAAGGUCACACCCAGUGAGUUUCAUGCCAGAGUGGGGAUUUGAACCCUGGGUUGGAUCUACACACAGGAAAAAAUAUGCUAUAAAUAAGUCAGAAAUUAAAUUGUUGUAACAAAAAAAAAAUCUAGGUAAAAAUCGCAUAGAAAAAAAAUUGUUUGCUCUCUGGUGCCAUCUGGUGUUGCAUGUUUGUAAUGCAUUCAAAGCGUUUUUUGACUAAUGUAGCUGAGUCCCUGGCCUCCCACCCUGUUCUGAUUAUACCACACUGGCUCUAUCUCACAGAGCUUGGGGCCUCUGAAUCAAUGUCACCAGCUACUCUUUGGGGGCCACAUCAUGCUCCCAACUUCACCAGAGAUUGCGCCACACUGGACUGCUGAGCUCCAUUCUACAAUCAUAGUGUAGCCCAGUCAUUCCCAACCUGGUGCCCUUCAGAUUUAUUUUAUUAAAUUUAUAAACAUACUUAUGAAAUGCUCUGAUUUUUGUUAAAACAAAAACAAAAAAAACAGAGCAGUUUGCCAUUCUACAAUUCAACAUAAAACCAGACAAGAAAUAUAAUAUAAAAAGGUAAAAUGGGAAAAUUUGCUAGUUGUUAUGGAAAGAUGUAUUCUUAGUUGCCUGCCGAUGUCUGAUAGAAUAGAAAAGUUUUCAGUAGGCAUUUAGAAGUUGAAACUGUUGCUGAACUGCAACUCCCAUCAGGCCCCUGAAGCAAAGCCAAAGCAAUGCUUCUGAAUGUCAAUUGCUGGAAACCACAUGAGGGGAGGGUGCUCUGUGUUCAAAUCCUGCUUGCUGGUUCCCCUAGGUUUCUGAUUGGCCACUGUGAGAACAAGAGGCUGGACUAGAUGGGCCCCCUUUGGAGGGGGAGACUCCCUGGCUUCUUCAGCAGUCUGCCUCAUCUCUAUCUCUUGAGGCCUCCACUCCUGCUUCUGAUUUUGGACUGCUCUCUGCCCCAGACUCUUCCCGCUCACUAAACCAUUACCUCUUAUGUUUCCGACAUCUCCUCCUCUCAGUCUGCUAUCUCUUCUCCCUCUGUCCACUCAUUGUCAUCUCACCACCAACCCCGUGGUUCUGAGCCUUCCUCCCUUGGGGGUUCCCUAACCAGUCCCUCCCACCACUCCUCUACAUCCAGCCAGCCCACGACAUUGGGCCACUGACCUGACCCAGAAGCCUGUUCUUAGAUUCUUAUGUUUAGAGUAACCCAUCCUCCCCAGCUGCUAUAAAUGGAGCCUAGGAAUGCCCUCCCCCCAAAGUACUGAUUCUAACUGGUUCAUCCUUUUGUUCCUUCAGGACUCUGAUUGGGGACAAGAAAACCCGCAUCUUCCUGAAAUGAGCAUCCUCUGAGCAGGCUCCAGCGCUGGGCAGCACAACAUCAACAGACCGCUGCUCCAGAGCUCUCCAACAACCCUCCACUUCUCAACCUCUGCUUCCCCGUUUCCUUCGUGGCCAAGGUCUUGGGCGGCCCCUACCUGGAGGAGACAGGCAGGCUCCUGGACCGUUCUGUUGAGUGCUGCUCUCUACUAUUUAAAGCAAGGGGGCUCCUUCUCCCCGUGCAUUGCUGCUAGGGAAACCCAAGCAGAGAGAGUUGCUGCUGUUGGGCUCAGGGUCUGCAUUGGCCGGCCACAGUGAGACCAGGAUGCUAGGCUAGGUGGCCCCUGUCGGCCUGACCCAGGAGCUGGGCACUUCUUACGGUCAUAUGUUCUCAACGCUGUUAAGGAUAUUGGACACAGACACCAUCAGCAACCUCAUUGAUCCAGAUGGUGGCUCUCCUCUGGGCAAGUUCCACUGGAAUACCCUGGAGCUCUUGGGCUGCACCUGGGAAUCUGCUGGCCCAGCUCACCCACAUUCCACUGGGGCUUGCACAAGGCCUCGUGUAAAUUGAUCAGUCCGAAUUUUAGUAUGAAUUUUCCCCACUGUACACAUUUUCGGGAAGCAAUUUCCCCAUAUAUAAUCUUUUUGUGUGUGCUGUUUUCACUGUAAUAUAGCAUAUGCAUUAUUGUAUACACUACAGAACAGCAUUGUAUACACUACAUUGUAUACACUACAGAACAUCACUACAGAAAAUUCAGAGAGGUGCAUAUUUCAAGGGAUAAUUGAAUCUGUCCAUUUUGGUGUCUCUCAGUUUCUCCAGUCUUAGAUUCAGAUCUUUGCAUUUCCAAAUCAUUCUGCAUUUUUUUUUUUUAAGUCCUCAUGAAAAUUCACCAGCGUUUUAAUGUGAAUUUCUCCUAACUAGCAUGUUUGUAUGCAAUUUUGCUUAAUGUACACAUUUUUGCAGAGCGAUUUUCCCCAAUACAGUGCAUUUUUUGUAUGUUGUUUUCCCUAUUAUAUGCAUCCCUAUGCACACUUUACUCAAGCAUAUUGCUUUAUUGAUGAUUUGCUAACCAUUUCAUACAAUUUGUGUUGUAUUUGUGAUGUUCCAGUAUGUUUUGUUACUGUUAUUGUUGUUACUGUUUGUAAGCUGCUUUGAUAUUCAUUUGAAUGAAAUACAACAAAUCAGUUUG